GUCCAUGCCCUAUGAGUUUGACAUCAGAGUCCCAUUCUACAUCAGAGGACCCAAUGUGGAGCAAGGCAGCAUUAACCCUCACAUUGUGCUAAACAUUGACCUGGCUCCUACCAUCCUGGACAUCGCUGGACUGGACACCCCCCCUGACAUGGACGGGAAGUCUAUACUGAGUUUACUGGAUACAGAUAAACCAGCCAACAGGUUCCAACUUAACAAGAAGGCGAAACUGUGGAGAGACUCCUUCCUGGUGGAAAGAGGGAAGCUGCUGCACCAGCGUGUAGAGGGGAAGGAAGUGUCCCAGGAAGAGAACUUCCUGCCCAAAUACCAACGAGUAAAAGACCUCUGUCAGAGAGCGGAGUACCAGACACCGUGUCAACAGACUGGACAGAAGUGGCAGUGUGUGGAGGAUGCUACAGGGAAGCUUCGGCUCUUCAAAUGUAAGCAUGAAGGAGGAGGGGCUAAGAACCCACAUAGGGGUGUGGCCAAGCGUCUGCGUCCAAUCAGCAUCAAGUCUCAGCUGUAUCAGCGGAAGUCUGGGGCCUGUGACUGCAGCCUCCGACCUCCGAACUUGCGGCCCUCCAUGAUUCGUCCUUUCAACAAGAAAACUUUUCUCUCCAAGAAGAAGUUUAAAGCGCUCAAGACUUUCUCCAGGAAUCGCUACAGCCGGUCUGUUUAUAUGGCAAACAGUUACCCUGGUAACGACAGCUUGGUGGGCAGUGCCUGGAAUAAGCCAAUAAGAACAGACUCUGAGGAAGACUUCAGCGGGAUGGGAGGAGUCCCCAGCAUCCUGGGACAGCCCAGCUCCAUCAGAGUAACACACAGGUGUUCCAUCUUGGCCAAUGACACAGUGAAAUGUGAUACAGGUGUUUACCAGUCUCUACAGGCCUGGAAAGACCACAAACUACACAUAGACCAUGAGAUUGAGACCCUUCAGACCAAAAUAAAGAACCUGAGAGACAUCAGAGGUCACCUAAAGAAGGCCCGUCCUUUUGAAUGUGACUGUAAUAAGUACCUGUAUAAAUCUAAGCUGAAGAAUAAAUUGAGGUCCAGAGGAAGAGGCCUGCACCCCUUCAGGAAGGGGAGCGUGGGAGAUAAAAGGGCUUGGCUUCUGAAGGAGCAGAAGAGGAGGAAGAAGAUGAGGAAGAUGAUAAAGAGGAUCAGGAACAAUGACACGUGUUCGAUGCCCGGACUCACCUGCUUCACACACGACAACCAGCACUGGCACACGCCACCCUACUGGACAUUGGGUCCAUUCUGUGCGUGUACCAGUGCCAACAACAACACUUACUGGUGCCUACGGACUGUCAAUGAGAGCCACAACUUCCUGUUCUGCGAGUUUGCGACCGGCUUCCUGGAAUACUUUGACCUCAACACUGACCCCUACCAGCUAAUGAAUGCCGUCAGUUCGCUGGAAAGGACGGUGCUGAACCAGCUCCACGUCCAGCUGAUGGAGCUGCGAGGCUGCAGAGGACACAAGCAGUGUAACCCUCGCACACGCUCAGUAGAGCAGGGAGGGCGGGAACAUGGCAGCUUUGAUGGCUACAGGCUGUUUGAAAAGAGGAAGUGGCCGAAAGUCAAGAGACCUUCAUCAUCUAGAACUUUAGGUCAAAUCUGGGAAGGUUGGGAAGGCUAAACCAUCUGACUUGCUGCAGCAGCCUUUAGACCCCGCCCACAGCCUAAAAGAGCAGGACAAAUCCGCUGUUGUUGACACCACUACUGCGCUGCUCGGCAACCGUCAUCAGGGCAGCCAUCACCAGGGAACACACGCCCCUGUGUCAUCAGCCAGCCAAUCACCUUCCACCAUCUCUCUGACAUCAUUAGCUCCGCCCACAUUGCUGCUCAGGGAGACGCUGGGACGCGACACUCAACGGACCUCCUCUUCAAACCUGCCCUCUCUCUCUCCUCCCCCCUUCUCCCCUGCCACUCCCUCCUCUGAGGAGGGCAGCUCGGGCUGGGGGAGCCUGGGAGAGGAGGAAGAAGAUGAGGAAGAGGAUAAUGAAGAGGAGACAGAGAGAUAGACGGGCUGUGACUGUAGUCAUCUCAGCCAUUGAACUCCACAGAGAAAUAAAAAUGUAUAACGACCAUCACAUUCUACAGGGGCCAUUUCCAGUGUGCCACCCACACACUGGUUCAGGACGAUUAGGAAUAACGAUCUCUGUGGAUUUGUCAAUCAAUGCCCUAAAGUUACACCGCGCUCUCCUGUCUUCUCCUUCAUUCUUCUCUCCUCUCUUUUCACCUCCAUACUCCUCUCCUCCUGUGAUCACUGUCCUUCAUAAAGACACAUAUUCACCAUUUCCUCUUUCAUCUUCCCUGCCACUGUGUUCCUCCGGGGUAUUUCCCCAGCAGCCAUAUGGUGUAAAACAUUCAUAUUUAAAUUUUCUAACAGUCUGUAAAGGAAUUAAGACAUCUCUGCUCUUCUUGUACUAAACUAAAACUGACAAAGCAGAGACUUAAAACCCUGUGACACCAAUUUCCCACACAAUUGUGAUGUAAUUUCCUUUAUUUUCCUUACUAAUUGGAGUGUUGGUCAUCCAGGUAACCAACAGCUUUACUGACAACAGAGCUACAGUUUAACUAACCAGAUGACUACAGUACAUGAUGCAAUACAGCAGCCAAGACCCAGUCAGAGAAGGACAGCCAAGCUGGUUUAGAAUAAAGAUCAAAGAUGGAGCAGACAGAAAGAAAGACGAUGCUGAGCAGGUAAACUGAAGUGAGUGGGAACUUGUCCCAUAAAAAGGACGCCUAUGAUGUCACCAUUUGACAAGAAACCCAUUGUUUAUUAGGCUUAUUAAGUUUCUCACAGCCUGUUCUUGUUGGAACAACUUGAGGAGAUGAUCCACAACGCCUACAAACUGAUCUAGAACUAUCGUCAAGGUUUCUGUUUCUGUCAGACCACUGAGAACGUGUGUCCACCAGAGACUUGUAAAAAAAAAAAAGGGCUCGCUGUAUUUUUGCUUAGUCUCCUUAUGCCAGGCAGACACUGUACAACUUAAGUAAUCUUGUAUGUUGCGUUAACUCACACUGCACAUUUUAAGCCUACACGUUCUGCAUGGCCAAAGCCUACAAUGUCUAUGCUCACACUGUACAGUUCGAUUGACACGCCACACGGGUGCGCACCCUCAAAGUUUACAUGCAAAACUCCCAAGACUUUUGUCCGUUGACAAUUCCAAUAAAGUUUUAUUCAAACAAUGUGGCCACAUCCUCAAAAACGCUCCAAAGUUUUUACAUUUUAAGACAUGCUCGUGAAGAAGGCUAGGAGAAAGGCGCAGGUUGCAUUCAAAUUUGGAUUGGACCACCAUGGGAAGAACCCUAGUUAAGCUAAUAUAAUAGGCUACUGUUGCCAGAACUUGAUCCAUCUGGUCCCAAUACAUUCAGUCCACUGUACACGCUCUCUCGUUUGGACCAUGUUGUUAUUGCUGGCUCCUGCAGGCGCACGCAGGUAUCUUCGCUCUGAAUUGUGGGAAAUCAGAUCGCGAUACCACUCAAACUGCAAGACAGCCGACCCAAAUGUCUGACGUGCCAGAAAUCCAUCUGAUCACCCAACUGUGCAGUCGUUGAUUGUUUGAGGAUAAG
Messenger RNA from Lampris incognitus (smalleye Pacific opah), 3573 nucleotides. RefSeq names its product extracellular sulfatase Sulf-2-like. Bases 5 to 1633 code for a protein of 542 amino acids. Gene Ontology annotation, molecular function: N-acetylglucosamine-6-sulfatase activity; glycosaminoglycan binding. NCBI's taxonomy places the organism in Eukaryota, Metazoa, Chordata, Actinopteri, Lampriformes, Lampridae. The transcript is spliced from 15 exons. The record is from RefSeq and is a predicted model, not a curated record. Gene Ontology annotation, cellular component: cell surface; endoplasmic reticulum; plasma membrane.